UGGUGUAGGCUGUCACCCUGCGGUUCUCUGGGUAAGAGAGCUGAGGUGCACAAUCAGGCCGAGCGUUUUGAUUGCAGGGACAGAUUUCAAAACCGAGAAGUUCACUGACAUCAUUUCUGAAGCCAGGACACGAUCAGAGACGAUUCUUUACUCACGAUCAAUUAUAUAGGCGAAAUUACACCUGCUUCGUUGUCAAACUGUAAUCUAGGAAUUCUCACGUCGGCGUAAGAUUCGUGGAGGAAGGAUUUUGGUCUACAGUGAAGGAUGAACUCGAUACGGCAGGUGCCAUCACGGGUGAAGAGUAAACUGACGGAAACUAGUUUAGGAGACGAAAGGGAGCGCUUCGACAAGCAGCAGCUCAACAGCAUCAGUAAAGCCAUUAACUCCUCCGAGACACCAGUAAAGGAGAAACAUGCCCGCAGGAUUAUCCUGGGAACUCACAGGGAAAAGGGGGCAUACACGUUCUGGUCCUAUGCUAUUGGACUACCUUUGUCUAGUAACCCCAUUCUUAGCUGGAAGUUUUGUCAUGUUUUACAUAAAGUUCUACGUGAUGGCCAUCCAAACACGCUACAAGACUGUAUGAGACAUUACAGUAACAUUGCGGAGACUGGAACACUAUGGGGUACCCACAGAGAUAAAUAUGGAUAUGGACAGCUUGUUUCUCAAUAUACCAAGCUCAUCUGCACUAAAUUGUCAUUCCAUACUACACAUCCUGAAAUCCGAGCCAACCUGGAAGCCUCAGAUGAAGUCCUGGAGCGCACAGCAGGGACAGACAUUAACAAUGUUUUCCAGCUCACAGUCGAGGUGUUUGAUUACAUGGAUACAGAGCUUCGUCUUGCUGAGAUGGUCCUACGACACCUCAAUACCUCCAUUGCCAUCUCAACCUUGCCAGCAGGGCAGUGUAAACUAGCACCACUUAUUCAGGUCAUCCAGGACUGUAGUCACUUGUAUCACUACACUGUCAAGCUGCUAUUCAAGUUACAUGCCUGUUUACCGGCUGAUACACUCCACGGCCAUCGUGAACGGUUCCAUGAUCAGUUCCACAGUCUCAAGACAUUUUUUAAUAAGGCAAGAGACAUGAUGUACUUCAAAAGGCUUAUCCAGAUUCCAAGGCUACCUGAUUCCCCUCCAAACUUCCUUCGGGCCUCUGCCCUAGCAGAGCAUGUGAAGCCCAUGGUUAUUAUUCCAGAUGAGGAGGAGCCUGAGGAAGAUGAUGAGCCUGAACCGCUAAUAGAUGUCAGUGAAGCUUCUCCAGUCAGCAUGGCUUCCCAACCACAGGUUGACAUAUUUGAUCAGACAUUUGGGCCACCAAAUAAUGGCUUUGAUGACAGGGACCUUCAGAUUGAAAGGUUGAAGCAUGAAAUUGAGCUACUUCGAGCUGAGGUUGAGAGGAUCAAAGCUGAGGCUCAACGCUACAUCACUCAACUGAAAUCUCAGAUCAACAGUUUAGAGGCAGAGCUGGAGGAGCAGAGAGUGCAAAAACAGCGUGCCCUUGUAGAGAAUGAGCAGCUACGUAUGGAACUGGCGGCUACUCAACGACGCAACGCAGAACAUGAGAUGACGCAAGCUACGUUUUUGGAAGCUGAGAAGAGGUCUCAAGCUACAGAGCUACGCUAUAACAAGCUAAAGGAGAAGCAUGCCGAGUUGGUAGCCAACCACGCAGAGUUACUUAGGAAGAGUGCAGACACAGUGAAGAUGUUGUCAGCUACACAGCAGACACAGGAGGAGGUGGCUAGAACUAAACAACAGUUAUCAUUUGAAGUGGAGAGGAUCAAACAGGACUCUGACAUGAAGCUAGAGGAGCAAAAGUUUGAAAUGGAUAAAUUGAGACGAGAUUUGGAGGAGAAGAUUGGAGAGAUCCAAGUAAUAAAAGGGAUAUUACAGACUAGUGAAAAGGGCAGUGAGCAGCUGAGCAACUCCAUAACUUUGAUGCAGACAGAAAAGGAGCGCCUGAUGCGCAGUGUGAGUGAGAAGGAGGCCGAGCUAUCCUCUCUGAAGCAGGCAGCCCAGCUGAAGGAGUCCUCUCUCCAGCAAGAGAGGGAGAGGAGCAACAAGGAGCUGGGACAACUCCAGGGAAAACUGAAAGAGAAGCUCAACCGUGAGGAGCAGUUGCAGCAGAAGUUGCUUGAUGAGCAGUUUGCCCUGUUGCAUGGUACAGUAACUGAGGCAGAAAUCAUCAUUGAGGAUGCUGUGGCCAAAGUGGAUGAUCCUUUGCAUAUCCGCUGCACUAGCUCCCCAGAUUACCUUGUUAGCCGUGCAGAAGCCGCACUGGACUCUGUGACUAAAAUGCAAGCUGGCCACUACCACUAUGUGAAGAAUAUGGAAGAUGCUGGGCCUCUGCUGAGGGCUCUGACUCAGUUUUCUCAUCUUACUGCUGACACCAUUAUCAAUGGGAGCGCAACUGCGCACAUGGCACCUGUAGAUCUUUCUGAUCGAUUGAUGGAGAACUGCAGGGCAUGUGCUACUCAAAGCUUAAACUUUCUACAAGACUUGAAGUCUAAAGUUUCCAUAAAGGGUGCUAAUCCAGCGUCUGUUCGUGUUGUGAUUCAGAAGGUCUUGCAAAUUGCACAGGACCUAAGGCCUAAAGGAGUAGAUGUUGGAAGGGACGAGCUUGGAGACAUGGUAGAUAAAGAAAUGGCUGCCACUUCUGCUGCUAUAGAGGAAGCAGUGAGGAGAAUAGAUGAGAUGAUGAAUCAGGCCAGAAGAGACACUGAAGGAGUCAAGCUGGAAGUGAAUGAGAGAAUACUGAAUAGCUGCACUGACCUCAUGAAGGCUAUCCGUCUCCUGGUGUUGACAUCCACAGACCUGCAGAAGGAGAUUGUAGAAAGUGGAAGGGGUGCAGCAACAAUGAAGGAAUUUUAUGCAAGAAACUCGCGCUGGACUGAGGGUCUCAUAUCUGCUGCCAAGGCAGUAGGCUGGGGGGCAACACAGAUGGUUGAUUCUGCUGAUAAAGUGGUGUUACACACGGGCAAGUAUGAAGAGCUUAUUGUCUGUUCUCAUGAAAUCGCUGCCAGCACAGCACAACUUGUUGCAGCUUCCAAGGUAAAGGCAGAUCGUGGCAGUAAAAAAUUGGUGAGUCUUCAGCAAGCCUCUCGCCAUGUGAAUGAGAUGGCUGCAAAAGUGGUAGCUUCCACCAGGACAGGCCAGGAACAGAUUGAGGAUAAAGACACUAUGGACUUUUCUGGGAUGUCUCUGAUCAAGUUGAGGAAAGAGGAAAUGGAGUCCCAGGUGAAGGUCCUGGAGUUUGAGAGCAUGCUUGAAAAUGAGCGCCUACGACUUGGAGAGCUACGUAAAAAGCACUAUGAGAUAGCAGGGGUUCCACUGGAACAGUUGGAGCAAGAUGAAGAUGCCCUCUCUUCAACAUUCCCCUCUUCCCCCAAACCCUCCAAACCUUCAUUAAUGAAGAAACCAGCCCUGGCUCAGAAACCAAACAUUCCUACAAAAAACAUGUUCAGGUAAAUAUCCCUUGGACGAACCUCAUCAAAACUGGAUCUGAAAUUGCUGGACAACCUUCUGUAAAACAGGGUUUUUAAAACUUGUUACCCCCCCCCCCUCUAAUUCUUUUAUGUUUUAACAAAUGAAACAAGUUAAUUGUCAGCCUUUAUUAAGUACUGAGAAAAUAUAUUUUUUAAAUCUGAGCUGCAUACUAGUGAUGCAUAUCUGAUCCUGUAGAUUUUCAGGUAUUAAUAACAAUCAAAAACAGUCCUGUCUGAAAUAAUUCAAAUUCAAAUUUUCAUUUGAAAUUCUGCUUAUAAGUCAAACAUGUUAUAACAAGGCAAAAAACAUUCUAGUGGAUGCAGGGGUAGCUGGCCUCUGGGCCUGUAAUGAAGGAAGCCUGGUAAUACUAGAAAAUGCUUUUCAAUUUUGUUUAUUUUUAUUUGUUAUUUUUUUUGUUCUAUGGUUUGUCUGGUUUUUUUUUAUUAUUAUUUGGGGUUGGUGUUUGUAGGGUAGACAUCACUUAUAACUGUCUUAUUUAUAAUAUUUGAAUUGAAUCAACAUUAUUAGACUGAAAGUAAUAAACCUCAUUAAUUAACAGCUAAUGUCUUUGUUAAAAGUCAUUAUUUAAAGCCCAUGUCAACUCAGUUUCAUAAUUAGCACCAUUAGCUUUAUAUAUAUAUAAAAUAUAACAUGGUUCAAGGUUAAUGAUCAUUGCCAAGAACAAUACAAUUUUAGAAUGGUUUGGUAUUUUUGGACAUUAAAUUAUAACUAUAUAUAUUAGAACUAACUUUAUACUUAUUUUACACAUUUUAUGUUUAUACAGUAGAAAGUAUGUCUCAUUAAUGUGUGAAAUAUAAUAAUUAUGAUUUAAAAAAAAAAAAAAAAAACUAGCCAAUGCUUCAUUUUUUUCCCUAGCUCAAGCUUUUUUUUUAUGCUGACCCACUUAUAUGAUGUUACAUGAAUUAAGUCACUUAUCAGGCUAGAAAAUAAAUGCUGCUAAAUUUAACUGUCCAAAUUUACCUGAUGUCCCAAUCCCAGGUGUAUUGUACACCUAGUCACCACACAGUGUUCAGUUUUAAAAACAAACAAACAUUUGAAAUAGUUUUGACAUUGGCUUUAAAUGAUAUAAUGUAUGUGUGCUUACAAUUCUAUCUGUUCUAAAGCAAAAUUAAUAAAAUGCGUUUUCCUAACCCUUUCUUUAUACCGUACAUCAGCUGUCUUCAAGUCUAAUUUAUUGAGAGACAAGUUUGUUACAUUAUUCUUAACUUGCUCAGUAGAAUUCACUUGAAUGCAGAAGUUAUCAGGAUGCUGUUUUUCAAGCUCACCUGUUAGAGAUGUGCAUAACACUACUCAAUUAAUGAAAAGAGGAGAAGAAGAACUUAGAAAUUUAAAAUACUUAAAAGAGCAAUAGAAAACUGACAAAAAAAUAAAACCAAAAGCACAUUUUCUACAAAAUGUUGCCUUAAGAUCGAAUAUACAUAGUUUAGAUAAAGCACAUGUAUCUAUUUUUCACUACAUUCUUUACUAUGAAGGGGUUUUGUUUCAUUCACCUUCAGUUUUAUCUUCAGUUUUGCCUUUUUAUCUCAACUGGUUUGGUUUUAGGAUGGCUGGGUUUUGGUUAAAGAAAAUUACAGAUUAGAUCCUUUCUGACUGGUGCUAAGGGCACAUUGCCAUAAGCUUUUUAAACAUUAUUUUACAGAACAUGUUGCAGAACAUUUUUGUACUGUUUUUAAAUGUCAAAAUUAGAGAAUGUUGCCUUGGUGGAGGAUGUAUAGAGAUAAUAUGUACAGAUUAAAGUGUGGAGCUCUUCUCAGUUCUUACAAAGAAAUGUUACUUUUUAUUUCUUUCCAUCUGUUUAUUUAGUAUUGUUGCAAUACCUAAUCUGUUAAUAUAUUUGAAUUAUUUCUGCUGGAUUUCCUGUAAUGAAAACAAAUGUUGAGUAAUAAAUGUUUAUGAUGGAAGCAGUUGUGUGAUUUGUGUGAUAAUUGGGGGUUCGAAUCCCGCCUCUGCCUUGUGUGAGUGGAGUUUGCGUGUUCUCCCUGUGCAUUAGGGGUUUCCUCCCCCAGUCCAAAGACACGCGUUGUAGGCUGAUUCUAACCUUUGCAUUUCCAAAUUGUCUGUAGUGUGUGAAUGGGUGUGUCGGUGUGUUUGUGCGAUUGUGCCUGUGAUAGAUUGGCACUCCGUCCAGGGUGUCCCCUGUCUUGUGCCCCAAGUCCCUUCGGAUAGGCUCCAGGCUCGCCGCUACCCUGUGUAGGAUAAGCGGUACAGAAGAUGGAUUAUAUAGUGUUCCUAAUAAAGUGUUUUGUGAGUGUAUAUUCAGAGGUUUAUGGAAACUGCCUUCAGAAGGAGUAAUAGGUUGCUGCCUUGUUAAUUUUAGUUAAGAGAUGUGAGCUUGUGCGCUGUUCAGUUGUCACUAUGCCAUCUAAUAGCAUGCAAUGAAAUAUCGUGCACGUUUUUCUAACAAACGCACAUAUCU
Molecule: messenger RNA, 5914 nt
Organism: Ictalurus furcatus (blue catfish)
Lineage: Eukaryota; Metazoa; Chordata; Actinopteri; Siluriformes; Ictaluridae
Gene: hip1rb
Product: huntingtin interacting protein 1 related b
Exons: 32
Coding region: 265-3459 (1064 amino acids)
Biological process (GO): actin filament organization; endocytosis; clathrin coat assembly
Cellular component (GO): clathrin-coated vesicle; actin cortical patch
Molecular function (GO): phosphatidylinositol-3,4-bisphosphate binding; clathrin-cargo adaptor activity; clathrin light chain binding
Source: RefSeq, a predicted model, not a curated record